AAGAUUAUCAAUUCGGUGGUCGCUUAAAAGGCGUCUAUUGGAGGUUGUUAAGGUUAUAUUCGCCGACCUAUUGACAUUUUUUGUAUUGUAUGCUAUAGAAAAUGGUUCUGAUUAUAAUGCCAACAUUUAUUUUAAAUAAGCGAUACUGAAAAUUUCCACACAAAUUUAGGUGUGAUAAUGUGCAACAAAACUUAUAUGCAAAACAAAUAAAAAGUUACGAGAUAAUGAGAAUGCAAUUAGCUACUCGAAAGUCGAUUUGUCAGAGUUGGCUGAAGACCUUAGGUGGCUACGACUGAAAUACUUAUUGAAAGUUUCUAAAAACACGAUUUUGUAAACAAAACGCUUUGUAAAAUUUAUAAUAUUUCUUGUUGCGGCCAAAUUACAUAAAGAUAAAAAAUGGAAGUGCUGGUAUUUGGUUCAGCGAUAGUAGAUUUCGUCGCUUACACGGAACGUUUGCCAAAAGCUGGUGAGACACUGCAUGGUCACACAUUUUUGACGGGGUACGGUGGCAAGGGCGCAAAUCAGUGUGUUGCUGCUGCACGGCUGGGAGCAAAAUGUGCCAUGAUAGCAAAAUUGGGAGAUGAUACUUGGGGUUCGAACUACUUAAAACAGCUACAGACAGAGAAUGUGAAUGUUGACCACGUGGAGCAGUGUAAAGGAGCAACAACUGGAAUUGCACAGAUAAGUGUUGCAGAUAGCGGAGAAAACCAUAUAGUAAUCGUUGUGGGGGCGAACAAUUUGUUAAGUGGAGAAGAUGUAAAGAAAGCAAAGGCUUUGUUUGAAACUGCAAAAAUAUUAAUAUGCCAAUUUGAGACACCUCUUAAUGCAACAUUGGACGCAUUGCGCGCCUUCAAAGGCAUAUCCAUAUUGAAUGCAGCUCCUGCGUUGGCAGAAACUCCAUCGGAUUUGAUAAAAGCUGCUACAAUCUUUUGUGUAAAUGAAACCGAAGCAGCUUUGACAACGGGUUGUGGAGAUAUCUCUACUUUAGAACAUGCCAAAACAGCAAUGAAGAAACUGCUUGAAAUGGGUGCCAAUAAUGUUAUAAUCACAUUGGGUUCUCUUGGUGCUGUUUACGUUAGAAGCGAAAACCCGCUUCAGUUUAUACACGUACCAGCAAUAAAAGUGACAAAAGUUGUGGAUACAACUGGAGCCGGUGAUGCUUUUAUUGGGGCAUUGGCCUUUAAUAUGGCUCGCUUCAGAGAUUCUCCUUGGUACAAUCUAAUAGGAGCAGCCAAUGAAGUUGCUGCAUAUUCUGUGCAACACCCGGGAACGCAAGCGAGUUUUCCGAAAUCCGAGCAAAUGCAACGCGUAACUGACUACACAUGGCUAGAAAUAUAAAUACCCGAACCAACAAACACGUUUACUUUAUUUUUUAUAUUUACAAAAAUUUAUUAAAUAAAGUCUAGUCUAGCUCGGCAA
This is a messenger RNA of Anastrepha obliqua, 1419 nucleotides long. Its product is annotated as ribokinase. The record is from RefSeq and is a predicted model, not a curated record. The coding region runs from base 397 to 1338 and encodes 313 amino acids. Gene Ontology annotation, biological process: D-ribose metabolic process. Gene Ontology annotation, molecular function: ribokinase activity. The transcript is spliced from 7 exons. Lineage: Eukaryota; Metazoa; Arthropoda; Insecta; Diptera; Tephritidae.